AUGACACAAAAGUCGGGGUCGGCCGACAAGGUCGACACUAAGAAGGAGAAUGGCGCGCCUGCCGAAUCAGCAGCCGCAGAUCCUUCUGUCAAGCCAAAGCCGAAGAGACGCUUCCUCGUCAAAAUGGCGGAAAGACCACAGCAAGCUUCUAGUGGUGAGGGUGGAAUCGCAGAUGGUGCUGAUAUCAGUGGUGCUGUAGAAGAUGGUGAUACCAGUACCGCAUCCUCAGCAUCAACAUCACAAACAACUGGAGGCGUCAUAGACAAGCCAUUGCAGGAGUUGACGGUAGAAGAGCUCAAGGAGAUCGAGAAGCGGCAGAAGAAGAAUCGACAAAGGAAGAUCAUGCGGAACGCUGCGUUUAAGAUCGUAGCGUUUUUGGCGAUGGUGGUACUGAGAUAAAUGUUGGACUUUUCUCACGUAUUUAAGGUAGUACAGUUUUUCUUUUUUAAGGAUCAGAUUCAGACACAUCAUAAGUACAUUCCUUUUUACUCCCACCUCGAGCUCAAACCACAAUGAGUAUUCUAAGUAUUUGUUUCCACCAAAAACUACUUCUACUCAUCUCUCCCACACAACUCCAUCAGAUGUUCGCUAUGCUGAUCAAGCAAUUUCAAGAGUGGAUGCAGACUACAGCUUGUGCGCGCGUCUAUGCAGAAGGCACAGACUUGUUCGUCAAGGUGGAAAUCCUGAAGGAUCCUGAAGGGGAAGAUUUGUGUAUGGAUGAGGUCGAAUUUGCCGUGAAGAACGCAAAACCUUACGACGGUCCGCUCUUUAUGGCGAGUAAGCCAGUUUUGAGGACUAUCGCUGAUAACGCGGAUGAGGACACAAUGCUAGAUGGUAUCCACGUGCAAGCGUGUGCAACGAUAGCAUCAAAUGACAUGCACGACACGACGUUCAAGACGGCAGCUUGUAGAGCUGGGAACGCGGCACAAGCGGUUGUGCUGUGUCAUGGGAAGAGAAAGAGUACUUUCGUUUGUCAUUCAAUCACGAGUUCUUUACUACUAGGACAUUUUUCUCGUGCUCUCGUCAAACCCUGUCAGACUUUUUUCAAUGCGAUGAAAUUGAAACAACUCACUACCCAAAGCUAAAUUCAGUACCCACUCCCGAAAAAUAACUCCACAUCUACAUCAGCCGACGAAUGGGAUCACCAAAAAAUUAGCGAUAUCUAUCCUGAUUACACUUUGCGCAACAAGUGGCUUCACAUCGACGUAGACGAGGAAUCACAUCCUGACAUCGUAGCCGAUGUAGCGAAUACCAACCUGCCAUUAGCGGCGAAAUACAAGGUGAUCUAUGCCAGACGCUGCCCAAUAGAGGUUUUUACCAAGGGCACGGAGUUUGCGUCGAAUGUCAAGUCAUGGAUGGGCAGUGGAGGGGACGGGAAAGGUAUUUGCAGACUCUCUCGAUUCUGAUUGCUGUUCGUGUAGCUUUGGAAGUUUCUCUCUAUUUAUCUUCAUCUGCCUUCUAUUAUUCAUGAUUCAGGAAAUAGAAACUCACGUGAAAGUCAUUGUCAUAUUAAUUUGAAUUUAAUUAUAUCUUCUGCUCUUCUUUUAUUUGAUCUCCCUCCACCGCCCAACGGUCCAAAACACAGGCACUUCCGCGGAGCAGUCCCAGCAAGAAGACGACAGGCAAGAAGAGAUCGACGUUGAGGCUCUCCUCCACCCUCGCGCCUCCGAAGAAGACGACGGCGCGCUCCUCCCGCCAUUGAUCAAUGAGAAGAAACGGCUAGUCGUGGACAACAUCCUAUGGAUGGCCUGGCGGUUCGACUGGGACAUUGAAGACUGGGUCCAAACCAAUUUUGGUCCUCCCGAGAAGUUCCGCCUUAUGCGGUACAGCACGGAAACACUAGAAGUGGUGGGCGAAUUUGACUCGAAAAACAGCAGUUGGUGGAAGGAAAAGGUGAAAGAGAUGAAUGCAAAGACCGAGAACGGUCAGAAUCAGGCAAGGAUAGAGGCAUUGAGAGGAGAAUGGGGAUGGACGGUAGAUGGAUAUGGGGCUAUGGUGGUGCAGUUGUAA
Molecule: messenger RNA, 2010 nt
Organism: Amoebophrya sp. A25
Lineage: Eukaryota; Dinophyceae; Syndiniales; Amoebophryaceae
Source: the annotation of a GenBank genome assembly